AUGAUCCGGCUGCUAACCUCCUGCUGGUCUCAGCUAAAGACAACUGAACAAACACGAAGGAAUGUGACCAUCCUUAUCAUUGGCUUAGACAACUCAGGCAAAACUGUUCUUGUGAAGGCUAUUCAAAGAUUACUUCCCAGUAGGAUAGACAAAUGCGUGAAAUCAAAACUGACUACACUCCUGUUAGAUGACUAUGAAAUUUCCAUCUAUGACCUAAAUGGAGAUCUGAAGGGCCGAGAAACAUGGCCAAACUACUAUGCUCAGGCACACGGGCUUGUUUUUGUCUUGGAUUCCAGUGACUUAGAACGCAUGCAAGAAGCGAAAAUCAUCUUGACACGCCUGCUAUCUGACAGAACUGCAGGGAAACCCAUCUUACUCUUGGCAAACAAACAAGACAAGAAGGAUGCCCUUUUACCUUGUGAUAUUAUUCAAUAUCUACUCUUGGAAAGGCUGGUGAAUGAGUAUAAGUCCCUGUGCCGAGUGGAGCCAUGUUCAGCCAUCAAAAACCUACAAAGGAAGAAACAUCAACCCAUAAUUAGAGGGCUGCGCUGGCUAUUAGCUGUCAUUAGAGAUAAACAUGAAGAACUGUGUACUCGUCAACAAUCAUCCACCUCAAGCAUCUCAACCUUCAAGUAUCCCAGAGGCUCUGGAGAAAGAUGCUCAUCAGACAGCUUCUCUACCAGAAUGAGAUCUAGAGAGAAAAGACAACAUCUAGGACAACAUUUAAUAGAAGCCAAGCCCCUAAAGCCAAUACUACAGAAAGAAGGUUUAAGAAUAAGGCCUAAAAAGAAUAUAUCAGUAACAUUUGCUCUAGAUGAAUCCAUGGAGGAAGGUGAAUGUUCUGGGGGAAAUAGAACUAAGAGCACUGCUGAGCUUCGCUGUAAUCGACGUGAUAACCUAUGGACUCCAACUCCAUCCACUGCUGGCAAUCUUUUUAAAGAUGAGGAACUUUGGGUAUAG
This is a messenger RNA of Nycticebus coucang (slow loris), 960 nucleotides long. RefSeq names its product ADP ribosylation factor like GTPase 13A (gene ARL13A). Gene Ontology annotation, molecular function: GTP binding; GTPase activity. The record is from RefSeq and is a predicted model, not a curated record. Gene Ontology annotation, biological process: receptor localization to non-motile cilium; non-motile cilium assembly. Gene Ontology annotation, cellular component: ciliary membrane; non-motile cilium. NCBI's taxonomy places the organism in Eukaryota, Metazoa, Chordata, Mammalia, Primates, Lorisidae.